CUUUAAAGAAAAGCAUACGAGAAGGACAAAGUCAAUGUCUUUUAUUUCGGACAAUCCUUUUGCAGAUGAAAAUAGUACUAGUGAACAACCUUAUACAGUCCUAAUGAGCUCUCCUAAUUUGGAAAGGAGUCCAACAACCAGUCUGUCUUGUCUUUUCCUGUUGAAAUUCUCUAAAGUAUUCUUGUCGUGUGGAGCACCUUCACAUCGACUUGAUUAUUGUGUACAAGUACUUGUUCAAAAACUAGAUGUAAAGGCUCAAUUCAGUUAUUUUCCAGGAUUUCUUGUAGUUUCUUUUGGCGAUCCAGAAAGAUUGGAUGCCUCAGUUCAAAUGAUCAAGAUACAAUUCAGUCUGAAUUUGAAUAGUCUAACACAGACUUAUCAAUUAUUUGAGUCUGUCAUUUGCAAUGAAGUAUCCAUAGAAGAAGCAAUGGAUAGACUCGAUUCAAUUGUUCAAACACCCUCCAUUUACCCUACAUGGCUACGAUUAUUGGCUUAUGCAACUGCAUCAAGUAUUAGUAUGCCUUUAUUUUUCUCUGGCGGGCCCAUGGAUAUGGCAUUUGGCUUUGUAUUAGGUCUGAUUGUGGCUAGUGGCUCUAUCUUUUUGUCCAAGAAAAUAACACGUUUUGUUAGUAUUUUUGAUGUCUUGUCAAGUACUGUCGUUGGAUUUAUUGCUUCGGUCAUCAGUGCACACCUUGGUUCUAGUUGCUUUUAUGCCUUAUCGAUUGGGGGUGUCAUUAGUCUUUUGCCUGGCUAUGCUACUCUUGUUUCUAUACUCGAAAUAACAGCAGGUGAAGCGGCCUCAGGCAUACUUCGGUUGGCUACUACAUUGGUCUACUCACUCAUGAUUGGAUUUGGACUGGCUAUUGGCUCAAGUUGUCACAAAAUCAUAUUCCCUACAUUAGUCUUGAUCACAGCACAGCAAUGCGAGGACGACAUGUCUUCUUUUUAUCACAUCCUGUUUGUCCCAUUAUAUACGCUUGCAAGUCUUGUUGUCCUUAAAGGCCAUCCUUCUAAAUUCCCCAUCACAUUAAGCUUGGCAGCCUUGUCUCAUACGGUUCAUUAUUUCUCGCUUGUUUGGUUCAGUGCAUAUCCUCAUGUGGCAGCUGUAUUGGCAGCUUUUUCUGUGGCUUUUGUGUCGAACUUGUAUGCAAGGUUUCGACCUACGAUUGGUUUUGUCGAUAUGAUUAUUGGCUUGUUCUUUCUUGUGCCUGGAUCAGUCGGUGUGGCCUCAUCACUUGACAGUCUCACAUCGUCUGUCCAUGCUACUGAGGUAAGCAUUAUUCUUAAUGCAGGCCAACAAGGUAUUAUUUUUGCCACCCAUAUGAUGAUUAUCACCGUAGCUAUUUCCCUCGGACUUGUGCUGGCUGCUUUGGUUGUGUAUCCCAUUCGUAAACUCGUUGACUAUCAAAGAAAGACAUCUCGUUAUAGAAGACGUAACUGGGUUGGACAAGUGACUUUUUGAAUAGAUGUAUACUUUUUUUUUUUUGGUUUAUUAGAAAAAUAAAAAGACUUAAGCUUGUUGAUCCUUUUGGAAGACGUAAGUCAAGUGACACUUGCCACAGUAUUGACGGUCCUUGUGCUUGGCCAUGAAGACACCA
Molecule: messenger RNA, 1598 nt
Organism: Gilbertella persicaria
Lineage: Eukaryota; Fungi; Mucoromycota; Mucoromycetes; Mucorales; Choanephoraceae
Exons: 2
Coding region: 35-1462 (475 amino acids)
Biological process (GO): transmembrane transport
Molecular function (GO): transmembrane transporter activity
Source: RefSeq, a predicted model, not a curated record